Selaginella moellendorffii is the source of this 1534-nucleotide messenger RNA. Its product is annotated as tRNA (guanosine(18)-2'-O)-methyltransferase. The record is from RefSeq and is a predicted model, not a curated record. Gene Ontology annotation, molecular function: RNA binding. The transcript is spliced from 7 exons. Gene Ontology annotation, biological process: tRNA guanine ribose methylation. Bases 22 to 909 code for a protein of 295 amino acids. NCBI's taxonomy places the organism in Eukaryota, Viridiplantae, Streptophyta, Lycopodiopsida, Selaginellales, Selaginellaceae.
GGAGAAUGCUAGGGUUUCCUGAUGUUGCUCUGCCUUAGUGCGAUUUCCCCCGUGCGGUUUUCGUUCCAGCGGCAGCAAAUACCUUCAACGAGUCCUCCCGCCAUUGUCCCAGAGAUUUUCAACCACGAGGCAUGCUUGAUCGAUGCUGCCCCGGCAUCCAAUCGCCCCUGGUUCCCCUAUAAGGACGAGUUCCAUCUGGAUAGACAGGAGAAGCAAUCAUCCAGCAGCAAAGUGGUGAUUGCUUCCCUGGCCGAGUUCGUGGAAAAGCAAAUGAAGGAGCGCUUUGAGCGGGUUGUGCGCAGCAGGAGCUACUCGGCGUGUUUCGUGGCCGAGGCUCUGGACAACGCGGGCAACAUCGCCGCCAUCUUUAGAUCCGCGGAAGCGUUUGGCUUCCAGUCCGUUCAUGUGAUCACGUCUCUCACUGUUAAAGGGUACAAAGGUGUGAGGAGAGCACAUAGAGGGACAGAACGGUGGCUAGAUGUUGAGGUAUGGAACUGCGCAAAAGAUUGUAUCCAAGCAUUGAGAUCUCGGGGUUACCGGAUAGCAGUGACAAGCACAAGUCAUGACACGGUUUCUAUCUGUGAUAUGGACUGGACGAUUCCAACUGCAGUGAUUUUCGGUAACGAGCACGAGGGUGCCAGUGACUACUCCACGUCCCAGGCGGACAUACUUUGCGGGAUUCCAAUGUUUGGUAUGGUGGAUUCUCUCAACGUGUCGGUCGCGGCUGGAAUUCUCAUGCGUCAUGCCGUUUGUGACAGGAUCGCUAGGAACGGGUUUCAUGGAGAUCUAGAGCCGGAGCAGCAAGAGAUCUUGAUGGCGGAGUUUUUCCUCCGGUACAAGCGCAACUCGGCAGACAUUUUCAGCGAUCUGGCCAAGAAGCGCCAACUCGAUCAAUACAGGAACUUUUAAAACCAUCCAGUUCUUCAGGAAGAGAUCGAUCUUUAUUGACGUUCUUCGUGGCAGCCAACCAGUGUUCCAUCUCAACUCAAAGGAACUCAUUUUUCUUCCAUUCCAAUUUCCAACAAGAUCCUGGCAAUGACGUUGUAAACUCCAAGGGCCUCCCUUGGCUUGAUGGAUCGUGCACGCUUACACCAAACUCAGUGCCUGAUUGAUAGAUGCAUUUGCCCUCCAGGGAUUUGGAUCUUCAGUUUCACAUCAUCAAAGCCCGUUCUUCUCUUGAUUGAAUUCAGCGAAAGCCAAAACUACGCAGAAAAGCAAGAGGCUUAACGUUAAGACGAUCGCCGCCGCAGAUCCAGAUAUCGUCGUCGUCUCCUUAUCCCGUUUGCUUGAUUGAUUUGAACCGUUCCUUAAGUUCCUCGAACCAAAACCAGACACUGUCCCAUCAAAACCGGUGCCAAGCAAAUCUGCAAGCAAGCCAGCAAUUAAUACUCGUCCGUCCCCAUUCUCCAAUACAUUCACCUUUCACACCUGAAAAAGAGAGAGAGAAGAAAGAGAAUAUGGUAUUGCCAUCGAUUUUCUUUCUUUUUUUUUAAAUGACGCGAAUCCAAAGAAACUCCGGAUUCUUAUUCUCCAA